Drosophila novamexicana is the source of this 1070-nucleotide messenger RNA. Its product is annotated as protein snakeskin. NCBI's taxonomy places the organism in Eukaryota, Metazoa, Arthropoda, Insecta, Diptera, Drosophilidae. The record is from RefSeq and is a predicted model, not a curated record. Bases 369 to 749 code for a protein of 126 amino acids. Gene Ontology annotation, biological process: septate junction assembly. The transcript is spliced from 4 exons.
UGGAUUUUUAACGUUUAUUAAUCAGUUUUGGGAAAGAGUCCUGAUAAUCUGCGCACAUAUUCAUAAUUUAUUUACUUACUUACAUACAUACAUACAUGUGUAAGGAGUUAUUAUUUGGCUAUUGAUGUUGAUGAGAAUAAUAGUAUUUGUGUUCGCAGUCGCUGCCGCCGUUGCCGUCAACGUCGCCGUCACCGAUUGACGCUGCCCAAGUUGCCUGAGCUUUGGAUGCGCGCGCUGGCGCUGCUUUGAUUUAGUCAGUUUUCGCACAGCGUUUGGGCAAGACGUGCACACAGUUCGAGCGUGAGUGGGAAUUAACCGAAAGCUAAAGCAUUUCAAAAGCGAAGUAAAUACGUCAUAAAGGAAACACCAUGGAGUUCAACAACCGUUUGCUAUUGAAGAUCAUCGAGCUGGGCAUUGCCAUUGCCUGCGUUGUGCUCUACGAGGUUGUCGAGGAUCUGAGCAAGCGUCCAUUGAUUGUCUGCGGCACCAUUGGCGGCUACACAAUCAUCUGCGCCGUGCUGCUGAUCGGACACGUGAUCAAUUCGGUUGUGGAGAAACGGCUGAAUGCCCUAAUCUCGCUGCUGGGCUGCAUUCUGUUCGUGGCCUCCGGUGCCCUGGUCAUUGAUGAGUGGCAUGAUAAAUACGAUUUCCUGAAGGAGCGCAAGCGCAACGCCAUCGCCGCCGGCUCCCUGAUGAUCAUCAAUGGCGCCGUCUUUCUACUGGACACGCUAUCCAUCUGCAGAACGUAAGCCCCUACAAAACCAAGGGGUUCUUUUUUGUUUUUUUUCUUUUGUCUUUUUAUUGUGAAACCGAAAUUCUCAUGGCUUCUGUGUGGGUCAUAAAGCGAACAAUGAAUCUUCUGUAAACUAUAUGAAUAUCAUGUACACCCAUCUAUAUACAUAUAAUGCUAAUACGCAACUUUUUUUUGUAUACCUGUCAAAUAUAUCUAUAUAUAUUGUAUAUCCGUAUGGCACCUAAGUUAAAGUCAGCUGUGCACGAACAAGUGUUUGCUUAAACGAAUCUUAAAACUGUUAACAGGAAUCCAUUAAAUAUAUAGCUAUAUAUACAUA